Pelmatolapia mariae (spotted tilapia) is the source of this 841-nucleotide messenger RNA. RefSeq names its product adenosine deaminase tRNA specific 2 (gene adat2). Gene Ontology annotation, biological process: tRNA wobble adenosine to inosine editing. The record is from RefSeq and is a predicted model, not a curated record. Lineage: Eukaryota; Metazoa; Chordata; Actinopteri; Cichliformes; Cichlidae. The coding region runs from base 130 to 690 and encodes 186 amino acids. The transcript has 6 exons. Gene Ontology annotation, molecular function: zinc ion binding; tRNA-specific adenosine-34 deaminase activity. Gene Ontology annotation, cellular component: nucleus; cytoplasm.
UCCAAUAUUAUCUUCCCCCCAUCGGUGUGAGUUCGUUACAUCGGCGCGGCAACGGGAAAAACAGGAAUUAAAAAACCAGAACUCUAAAAAAUGUUUUUUUUAUAUUGAGUUUUGGUCACAGCAGUUGAAAUGGGAACAGAGGAGGGUAGUAAAGAAGAGUCUGUGGAGCUGUUCUGUCCGAGUGAAGAGGAAAUUGAGAGGUGGAUGGCCAGAGCUUUUGACAUGGCCAAAGAAGCUCUGGAGAAUGGAGAGGUGCCUGUCGGAUGUCUCAUGGUCUACAAAGACGAAGUUGUGGGGAAGGGAAGGAAUGAAGUCAAUGAGACUAAAAAUGCCACUCGGCACGCUGAGAUGGUCGCUCUGGAUCAGGUCCUGGACUGGUGUUGGCGUAGCAGCUUGGACGCGAAGAGCGUGUGCGAGCGGAUGGCGCUGUACGUCACCGUGGAGCCGUGCAUAAUGUGUGCUGCAGCGCUGCGCCUCCUCAACAUCCCCGUGGUCGUGUACGGCUGCAGGAACGAGCGCUUCGGAGGCUGCGGCUCAGUCCUGGAUGUUUCCUCUGCAGACCUGCCUCACACUGGGACCCAGUUCAAGUGUAUUUCAGGUCACAGAGCAGAGGAAGCCGUAGACAUGCUGAAGACUUUCUACAAACAGGAGAAUCCAAAUGCCCCCAAACCCAAAACAAGGAAGGAGUGAUCUCCAAGAAACAUCCUAUUACAAGUUUUUAAUAGUUGUGUGGAUUUUUUAUAAUAUUAUUAAUUAAAUUAUAUUUUACAUACAUUUUUGUGUAUUGAUUUUUUUACUGUUUGUCUAACCUUUUUUUACCUAUUAAUAUGACAUUAAUAAA